GGAUGACCAAUUAAAGACUCUGUUCUUCCCACGGUUGACGCGAUGUAUUUUUAUUUGUGUGAUUUUUGGUCCCUGACAUCCCAGUGUUUGUGUCGUGACUACUACUUACUUGUCCACUUGACCUAGCGAAAACAUUUCAUCGAUGGAGGAGCAGCGAACAGCAGAGCUAGAGGACUGAGCUGCUGGAAGAAAACGGUUGGGCCCGAGCAGCUGCUGCUGUUUUCACUCUGCAGGCCACAAUGAUCACCGUCAGCCCGACGCCUGCUUCACUUCAUCAUCCAAAACCAUGCGAAUCAGCAUCUAAACGAUUGAGUCGAUCUCCCAAACGAGUCAGAUCGACACCUCCAACAGCUGAUACGGACAAAAUGCCAGCAUCAGCUCUGCUCAACAGCGUAUCCUCUUCUGCUUCUUCGUCUUCUUCCUCGUCCUCGGCCUCCGCCUCAUGUGCAUCAUCCACUGGGUCUGGGCCAUCGUCAUCACGCUUGAACCUCGGACAAGCUAGACCUCCCUUGUCCUCGAGACGUGGCAUAUCCUAUGGCGAAGAUACAGAUAGACAUGUCAAGACGAGUCCAUGGAGGAGUAGAGAACCUAUCUCAGAUUGGGGCUUGAACAGGAGGCGGGAAAUGUCGGUUCCUCUGGUGAGUCGUCGAUUUCUUCUUUUCAUGUCUCAGGGAAAAGGCCCAAAAAUAUCUGGAGCGCUCUCGAGGAGAGAUCGACAGAGCGCAGCAGAGAAGGUUAUGAGAAUGUCUCAUGGUCAUCGAUUGCUCGUCCAGUGGCUCUCCAUGUGUUUACAUCCCUCCCAUCCCAGCUCAGCUCUUUCCUGCGAUCAUACAUGUGUUAUCAUUAUUGUUGUUGUUGUUGUUUUAGUACCUGCUGACAUUGCUUUCUCCCCAUUUUACCAUCGAUCGCUGUCCUAUCACGUUGUCACCUUCGUCAUGGCUUUGGAUAUCGGUCUACAGCUCUCCCAAUCCCUCUCUACGUUUUCUCUGUCACAACCCGAUGCAAAUAACUUUGGGCUAUUCCCGGCAGGUAAUGACGAGUCUGAAAAUACCACUCCAGCAGCAGUCUAUGCACCAAGAUCGACCUUCCCGUUCCAUACACGUACACCUUCCAACAAGUUGACCCUCCGGACUCCUCGUCGUACGCCGGGACAUAAUGCCAAACACUCGUUCUUUGGAGACUUGACUUCUGAUCAUGUUCACCCUUCAACUGCACCUCUUCCUCAGAUACCUGCUUUCCUUGGCAGCCCGUUCUCCUCUAAAAACGCUAGGGGAGGGUACAGAUUUCACCCAUUGUCGCCGUCAAAGGGCAUCAUGACGGAACGGAUCGGCCACGGUGGAUUCGACAACCUCCAUCACGACUGGAUGGAUAGGACAGAAUGGAUGUACGAGCAGCAAGAGCAAAUCAUGGAUGAUGCCUCAGAUCAUAUACCGUCUCGGAUCAGCAACAAGUCUCCCAAGACACGGCGAGACCCAUCAUCCGUCUCGUCCAUCGAGGACAUCUGCGAUAGUGGAACGAGCUCAUCCUCUCUCAUGUCACUAGGCAGGAGCUCUGGAGAACAGGGUCGACCUUCGAUUGUGACUGUUUGGAGCGACUCUGAGAUCGCCCAAAUGGAUGAAGAGGAAGAGGAAGACCCAGCGACACCCAGCCGACAGCUGUUUGGUCCUUCGUCCACUGCUGUCGAUAUCUUGGAGAUGUCCGUCAAGACGAAGGACUCGCCCGCCGUGUCUCCAUUGGAAGAAAAAGCUCGUUCAAGACAACGAUCCCCACUGCAAGUCUUCUUCAUGCGAACGCCCGAGACGGAAUUAGCGGAUCCGAUUGCAGAUGUCACGACACCGACGGCAGGCUCGGUGUCGGGGUCGAUGUCGAAGACCAGCAGCCUGUUGCCUCGUCUCAUAUCCUCUCGGAAGUCGUCUCGGGCGAGUCCCACAAGUCCAGCGAUCACCCAAUUUUCUGUCAAUCAACAUAGCCAGUCACUGUCACAGGUCCAGGCACCGCGCAGCGUUCCUCCUGCACCAAUCAGUAGACUACCCAUGUCGAAAUCGCGCCGGAGCCUUUUGAAAGACUUUACUGGCGCGAACUGCGCUCGUACCGAGCCUAGAUGUGUCCAGAUUGCAGAUUGGACCCCUAGUGUCCGACUGAGUGAGGAAUCCGAUCCCGAUGAAUCGCCUUCCAAAGUGACUCGGUCAGAGAUUCUCCGAUCUUCCGCGACAUCCUCUACGACAAUAUCCUCCAACACGGCCUCGACAUCUGGAACGGAUUCUCCUUGUGAGCCAGCUCGCGGCGCACUCCUCACUCGUCGAAAAACUCUUGCGUCGCAGCCCUCCGCAAAAUUCAAGGCUGCUAAUUCGACUCUUCGCCAGCCCCGUCCAGUGCUUCGGAGGGGUGUCACAGAUCCCAGAGGAGAAGAGAGAAACUCGAAUGUCUUUUCCCCAGAGAAGACCUUCUCGACCCCUGUGUCCGCCUUGUUCGGGGACGAAAAGCCUUCGCCAGCAGCGUUCGCAUCGACCGGAUUGGUCAAGAAGAAAUCAGGAACGCCAGGACUUGAGAUUCCUAGAUUCGGAGAUAGUGAGCCCGUCAAUCGAUUUGCUGGACUUCCGCGGAUCACACAACCUGUCAAAUCGAGAUUAGGCAUCAUGAUCGCACAAUCGCCUCCGACGCGGACCUCCUCUUUGGGAGGUUCGUCGAUACGCCGCGACGAUGGUUCAUUGGCCAGUGUCAGCGCUCCGCCUUCCGCAAAGACGAAUGAUACUAGUAGCUCUGAUGCUAGCGUAUCAGCGUAUGCUCGAGCCGCACAACAGACUCGGGGAUUAAGAAGGAAGACCAGUAGCAUGUUUGGACCUAGCACAUCUACCAGCAGUAUCGCGGAUUCUUCAGGUGCCGGCGGCGCGGCCUCGCCUGCAACUCCGACAAAACCAGGUCUAUUCUCCGUGCCGGGCCUAGGCAUCACCACCCCGUCACCUAUCGCUGGAGGACAGAAUGUCUACCCAUUCGCAUCUUCUUCCGUUACCGUACCGUCCUCUGCCUAUUCUUCUCGACAUGGCUUCCAUGACCCCACAUCGCCUAUCGAAUCGUCCCCUGCUCCAGUCCAUUCCUUUGCAUCCCGGCUCACACGGACCAUCAAACGACCCAUCGCUCGAGCUUCGAAUCCAAUGUUGGCGGAGUCCUUCAAGAUGGACGGUGCGGCAUUGAGUCAGGCCAAAAAGGCCUCCAAAGUUGGAUCCAAUGAGGCACUCAGAGUGGGAGGAAGUCGACUCGAUAAGGAAUUCGCCAUCGUCCACAGUCUCGGCAAGGGCGAAUUCAGCCAAGUCUGGAAGGUUGUCGAAAAGUCCACGGGAGUCAUGUAUGCUGUCAAGGCCGGGAGAACGUAUACCGGGUACAAAAACCGACUUCGCCAAUUAGAGGAAGUAUCUAUUCUUCGUCAACUGUCGCUCGACCCCCACGCCAAUAUCUUGACAUUUGUCGAUUCAUGGGAACAUUCCAAUCGUCUUUUCAUUCGCACAGAGCUGGCCUCGUGCGGUGACUUUGCGACGUUCCUCCUAACAAUUGCAGAUGCGGGUGCGAUGGGCGAAGCAAGACUGUGGAAGACCCUAUACGAGCUUUCAUUGGGCCUCAAGCACAUCCAUUCGAAUCAUUUCGUUCACCUCGAUUUGAAACCUUCCAACAUCCUCAUCACUCAAUCGGGGUCCCUCAAGAUUGCCGACUUUGGUAUGUCCUUGCUGGUCGCCUCGAAUGGUGAGAUCGGUGGGGUCAGCCCGGCUUUGCCAAAGAGCGGAAACGAUGGUGAAUUCCUAUGGAGCGACGCGUGCACCGAGGGUGUGGUACCUGUUCCGAGUCCGAUACUAGAUCGAGAAGUCGAAGGUGAUAGAGAAUAUCUUUGUCCGGAAGCUCUGAGCGAGCGGACAGUCGGGGCUGCAGCGGACAUGUACUCUCUUGGCAUCCUGCUUUUGGAGUCUGCUUUGAACGUCGUCCUACCGUCCAACGGCGAUGGAUGGGUCAAACUCCGAAACGACGACUUUUCAGACACACUCGAGCAUUACCUUCCAAGGGAGUCGGACGUCAAGAAUGGCUGCUCUAGUCCGCGACCUUGCUCGAAUCUACCGCUUUUGUCAUCGUCUAUGAUCGAUCUUAUAAAGGGCCUGAUGUGCAGUCGACCGCUGCAUCGCUGGACGCUGGACCGAGUGUUUGAAUACGAGCCAUUCAAAAAGAUGGCUAGGAUAGACGGCACCCGCUCAGUGGUGGACUCAAGCCGAGCCACCGUGUCGGACGCCAAUCAGGGGCAGGAUGCGACAGCGACACGACAUAUGACCGCUGCUCUGGUAGAAGAGGACGAAGGGUUUUUGAGGAUGAUCCUGGACGUAGCAUGAGAACGCGAGGCGAUGAGCCGAGCGGACCGCAGGAAGGCGGCACCUUUCGGCAAGAGCAUAGAGGUUUGGAAAAUUCAGCAAGUCUCGAUUUCGUUUUCGAUAUUCAAACUGUAGCACAAUUAGAACUGAACCAUGGGGACGGGACUCUCCUGACGAAAUAUCGCUUUGUAGGCGAUGGCGAGGGCAUAAGAAACCCCGAAAUGAUACAAAGGAUGACGAUGCAAUUUGAUCUACGUACGACGAAGCCUCGUCAAAACGAGCCGAGUGGUAUAAUAAGAGAUGUAACAGAGUCAC
Molecule: messenger RNA, 4661 nt
Organism: Kockovaella imperatae
Lineage: Eukaryota; Fungi; Basidiomycota; Tremellomycetes; Tremellales; Cuniculitremaceae
Exons: 5
Coding region: 240-4367 (1375 amino acids)
Biological process (GO): protein phosphorylation
Molecular function (GO): protein kinase activity; ATP binding
Source: RefSeq, a predicted model, not a curated record